CUUGCACCAGAAGAGAGCGUAUCAUGAAUUGCUUCCUCCUGAUUGCUGCUCUUCUCUGCAGCUCAGCUGCAGCUGUUCAGCCUUCCUGCAAGGAGCUGUAUGCCUCGUAUUAUUUGUCGCAGAAUUUUAAUGAGACGAUCGCGCACACAAUUCACUGCAUGAGCGUGCAAGGCCUUCGUCUUUUCAACCCGAGGGCAAAUGAGGAUAAUCGAGUUCCUACAGUGAACCACAACAUCCAGGACGAAAAAAAGUUAGUGUUACCAUUUGCUCCAGAGGACCCCCGUGGGGAAGAUUUCACCACUGAGACAAUGAACAUCAUGGACGCCAUUUUGAGCCGGAUUGGCAAGGAUGAUGACGGCCUGGGUCCUAAUUGGUCCUCAACUGAGCGAAUCGUACAUAAGUUUCACAUGAUUGAUGUGUGGCAUAGAGUGAGGGAAGUUUACAAAGAAGUUUUAGACAACCCGCCACAGGAUGAUCUAUGCAAUUGCCUCUUGGACACUACAUCAAACGGCAUCUACCAAGCAGUCCACUGGGUUGCAGAACAUUACAAGUCGGGUACACCCAUCACCCUGUUGAACCGACCUAUCCCCAAGCUCAAAGACGCAAAGUCGUGGAAAGUGUGGAAGACUCGUCUGGUGUACUACUACAAGCGACCGUCCUUGUAUGACAGCAGCUUGUUCCUUUACUGCGCUACUAAGCAUUUCUGAGCCGGCCGUGUGUGUUAGCCACAGAAACUCACCUACUACCGGCGUGUGAAAAUAUUAACUGACACGCACAUUCUUGUUCUCUGUCUUGUUCUCUGUGUAACCCUUUGCCCCCUAAGAGUGACUAACAUCUAAUUUCUCCUUACAAUAUCACCCUGAAUCACACAUUAAGGUCAGGAGAAUAAAGGAAAUGAUCACCAACUAAAGAAGCUCUUGAUUGUUUAACAAUUUCUCCGUCGUUAGGAAAACGCGGUUUUUAGAAUAUUAUAGAGAAUAAGCAUACAGUUCAUGUUAGGGCGUAAAGCGUUAAUACUUCACCUACAAACUCUGUUUUAGUUUUUUGGCAUACAGCCUUUAACAUUUCCCCAUAAAAUGACAGUUGUCGAGACACAACAUCUUUCAGCUUAUUUGCCAUGCCCAUUCCUCAUCUCGUGGUCGUUAUAUCGAACUGGUCAUAGCUACAAAAACUUCCCGACCCCUUCCAACAAACACAUUACUUAAUUUCGACUGAGGGAAACGAUUCGGCGUGAAGAUUAGCGCAAUGAAUUCUGGAUGGAAAGGCCUGAUAUGGUGCGUAUACCCUGGCCAGGGUCAGAGUGCGCUGUGUUCUCGGAUCGACAACUGUAAGGGACAUUUUUUGGCAAAGAUUGUGCGUGACGCAGUAAGAUAAGACAAUUAAAUAUUUUGAAGGAAAUAAAAGCACGGGCAC
This is a messenger RNA of Stylophora pistillata, 1413 nucleotides long. RefSeq lists its product as uncharacterized. Lineage: Eukaryota; Metazoa; Cnidaria; Anthozoa; Scleractinia; Pocilloporidae. The record is from RefSeq and is a predicted model, not a curated record.